Molecule: messenger RNA, 414 nt
Organism: Trichomonas vaginalis G3
Lineage: Eukaryota; Parabasalia; Trichomonadida; Trichomonadidae
Product: tautomerase/MIF superfamily
Exons: 1
Coding region: 1-414 (137 amino acids)
Source: RefSeq, a predicted model, not a curated record
AUGAAGCUCCAAUUGCUCAUCCGCGAAUCAUUGAGAUUUGUUCUCACAUACGCUAUUCCAUUUAUCUUGACUUGCCGUGCUAUUCAAUCAAAUGAUAUGGAUGCCAUUAAUAUCUCCAUUUUCCGUUGGGGAUUACUUGGUUUAUUAGAAUUCAUCGACCCAAUCGCAUCUCCUCUUUUAUCAUUGUUCCCAUUUGUAAGCAUUCUUAAAUUUGUAAUUUACUUAUGGGUAUGCAUUCCAGUUAUGAGCAUGGGAGAAAUGUUUUACAUUUAUGUUUACGAUCCAAUGGUUGUUCAAAAUUCCCCAAUGGAUGUUUUGAAUUCCUCUUAUAAUUCUUUUCUUAAUGCCACAUACAACAGAUUCAUGAGCUACGUUAAUGAAUUCAAAAACCAGUCAAUCAAUUCCCCUCACUAA